UUUUCAGCAGAUGCGGACUCGCGGCAUGCGAAUGGUACGCCACAUAGAUCGCUUGAACCUGGCUCCAACAAAGAACGUUUAAGGCCUUAUGACGAUUAUGAGGAGGAAGAGGAAUCUGAACGUUGGAAUAGCGAAAAGUCAUGGAGGGAAGCAGUGGCAGUCCGGGAUGAGAUAGUGUCCUACAAAACGCUUGGAGACAAAAUAAUAAAAUUUGUUUCUGAGAGAGGACCUCAAGAUGUUGAUAAAAUUCCUGAAUUUCUGCGGGAUGAAUUCGGCAGUGUCAUCAAGGCAACCAGUUUUAAAGAAGGAAGUUGGUUAAAUCUUGUCAAGGCACUUAUCAGGAGAGGCAGCCAUUCUAAUUUGCGCCUCAACGGCAAUAAAAUUGGUUUAAGAGAGCAUUUUGAUGAAUUUGUUCCGAGAGAUCACCAGCGCGAUGAAAAUUAUGAUUUGAUUGCUCAAGAAGUCCAUAACCUCCUUCUAUCGGCUCCGGGCUACAAACUUCCGAUACAAGAGAUCCUUGACCGUCACGUAGUCAGUUCGCUUUCUUCCCUUCUGGUAAUACAGAAUGUUUAUAAAGGAAUAUUUGAGUGGGACAUUUCAAACGGGACUCUUUUUUGUUUAAAACCUGGCGCCUUCUUCAAGAAGAAGUUUGAAGACGAUGCUUCAAGUUUUCGUUCUGGUUCGCUGCGAAACAGAUCAGGUGAAGUUCCGCAGAUCGAACUUUGUGACCUUUGGAUGGAGAGGACUGGUGGAGAAAAUUUUUUUUUUGGGGUAUCAUUUGUGCUAAAAGAACCUUGCUUAAAGAGGAAACGAGAGUUCUUCCAGUAUGAAAUUGACCAAUUUUAUUCUGAGCGGUGGAGUGACCCCGUGUACGAAAUUGACAGUUUUGAAGAGGGGUUGUGCUGCAUUAUAUUUGAAAACUGUCCCAAUCAUGGAAAACAUUACUAUCGGGCUAGAGUGCUUCGCUUGAAAGGCGCAAAAUUAGUUGUUUCACUUAUCGAUUAUUCAAAAAUUCUGUCCUUCGUUCAUCGGGAAAACGCUCGAAAAAUGGAGGAAGAAUUUUUGAAAGUGGCUUCUUUUGGAGUCGACAUUACUACAGAGGAAUUUGUCAUUGUACCCAAUAAAAUGGAGGAAAUUGAGAAGACGUUCUUUGACCUUCGCUACUUAUUUCUGAGUACGGUAGAAUCGGUCUACGCAAAAAUUAAUUUCAAGCAGAAUACAGAGACAUAUGAAUUGUCAGAAGUUUUCAUCGACCAGUACUUUUCGGUUCCAUCUUUUUUUAUCAACAAGGGUUUGAUUGAAUGUAACUCAAAUUAA
Messenger RNA from Enterobius vermicularis (human pinworm), 1317 nucleotides. The record is from the annotation of a GenBank genome assembly. NCBI's taxonomy places the organism in Eukaryota, Metazoa, Nematoda, Chromadorea, Rhabditida, Oxyuridae.